AUGCUCUGUUUGGAUCUACGAAUAACUGCUUUCUUCUUGUGCGUUCAUAUUGUCAGUUCAAUCAGCAUAGACAACGAUAUCAUUGGCGAACCAGAUAUUGAAUGUCUUGAAGACGAAAUAAGAAUAUGGGUGAAAACCAGGAAGAUUUUUGCUGGGCGAAUUUACGCUAAAGGAAAAGCAGAUGUCGAUGAAUGCAACAAAGAUGAUUUUGUUUCGGAGAGAACGAAGAAGCCCCACUUCGAUCUGAAGUUUGGGGUGUGUGGAAUGAAAAGCCUUCGAUCGGUUGAUCCUAGAGGAAUGUAUUAUGGUAUAACUGUAGUUGUUUCGUUCCAUCCAUUGUUCAUCACAAAAGUUGAUCAAGCGUUCCAUGUAAAAUGCUUCUUCGAAGAAGCGAACCGAGGCUUAACGGCAGAGCUGGGAGUCAGUAUGAUCCCGACAACAGAAGUCGAGGCUCGUCAUGGAAUUCCGGGCUGUUCCUAUACAAUACAUAGAAGUUCUAUUGAAGAUUUGGAUGCUGGAAAUCCAGCCGGUCCGCCGAUCCAAUUUGCUCGCGUAGGAGAUCGAGUUCUCCAUCAAUGGCAUUGUAACGACAAAAUGUUCGGAGUUCUAGUUAACAAUUGUUAUGUAACAGACGGAUUCGGCAAGAAAGCGGAUGUUAUCGACUCGAAUGGAUGCGCUAUUGACCCGAUUCUGAUCACUGGAAUCAGAUAUUCAUCAGAUUUGCAGAGAGCCUAUGCUGAAUCUUCAGUGUUCAAGUUUGCCGAUAAGCCUGGUGUGUGGUUCUUCUGUCAAAUACAGAUGUGUAUGAAGAAAUCAGGAAUGUGUCAAGGAAUAACGCCUCCCUCGUGUUCUUCAACAGCUGCACCUCUGAUAGAAGGAGAGAACAGCGAAUUUUCUUCGUUACCCUCGUCUAGAAAUUCUUUAGGAGAGAAUACUGAUUACUUUGACAAACCGACACAAGGCAGAAUUCCUAAAACAUCCAAAGGACCUCAGAGUACCAGUAAUAACGAAUACUCCGAUUACACUGAGGAAAAAGAUCUCAAACUACACAGUCCUGAUUCGACUUCGUAUAACUCUGUUACUCCGGCAGUUGAUUAUGAGCUUCAAACGGAAGCUGUCACUGUGUUUGGUCCAGCUUUCAGUGAUUCAUCUCCCACCUCUAUACUGCCUCAUACCUCUGAGAGUGUUUCACAAACAUUUGAAACUGAAGAUGAUUUAACUACAAACGAAUUCUCAACUACUGCUAUUCCGAAAUCUGGAAGCUCAAAAAGUUCCGGUAGUGAUUAUAACGAUUACGAUGAGAUAACCAUCCCACCAAAUCUAUCUGAUUUACUCGAUAACCUACCAGAUGACUUAUCUGCUGACUCAUUACAGAAAAUGUUCAGAGAUUCUGUAGAUGACCGUAAAGCGUUAUUGGAUGGAUUUGAAAUGUUGAAACGUCAAAUGAAGAAAAAGCCUACCAGACGAACAAGACCGAUGAGAGAUUUGAGACCUGGAGACUUGCGAUCAGGAGACAAAAUAGAUCAGAUAGUUGUUGACUGGACUUCAAAACGUCGAAGAGACUCCCCGAUUAUCGAUGAUGACAUUCACCACAGAGUAACAAAUCAAAGACACGAUGUGCUUGGAACAGAAAAGCCAAUGAUAUCCGGUCAAUUGAUGAUUUUCGAUUUGGACGAAACACCUCCUCCAGACUUGUUCCCCAGAGAAGCUCAAAAAGAUUCUAAUGAUUCAACAUCAAUUUGUGCUGUUUCUCGAAAUGGACUUGUAGCCAUUGCCGGAGGACUAGGAUCAGUCUGUGCAGCCUUAUUCAUCAUCACAUUAACCUUAUAUAUCAAACUGAGUAGAAAAAGUGGUAAGUAA
Molecule: messenger RNA, 1860 nt
Organism: Auanema sp. JU1783
Lineage: Eukaryota; Metazoa; Nematoda; Chromadorea; Rhabditida; Rhabditidae
Source: the annotation of a GenBank genome assembly